Molecule: messenger RNA, 3144 nt
Organism: Penicillium digitatum Pd1
Lineage: Eukaryota; Fungi; Ascomycota; Eurotiomycetes; Eurotiales; Aspergillaceae
Source: RefSeq, a predicted model, not a curated record
AUGCAUGCCACAGCCGACAGUUCAACUCUUGCGACCAACCUCGCGACGCCUUCCCCCGACACGUCCACAACAUCAACAUCGCCGCCGUCGCUCACCCCCGCGCUAUCUGUGUCUCCAAAUGACUCCGGCGCCUCCGUUUCCCGACGCCUAAAGUCCAAAUCAUCCCUGUGGAGCUUGGGGAGCAGCAACAACAACAACGAAGAAGAAUCUGUCCCUGCUGAGCCGACCGGCGCUGGCCGAACAUCGAUCCUCCGCCGACUCUCUCCCGCCCUCGCGGCUCGCGUCAAGCUGCUGGACGGCAGUAAUAGAUCCGCAGCGCAGAACCGGAAUGCCAAUGCAGUCGGUCGGAUCCCCGAAGAGCACCUAAAGGAGCUUGACAAUCUUCACCAAGACCUUUCGAUCAAGGUAAAGAGGAAAGGCCAGGCGUGGAAUCGAAUGAACAUAUCACCCAGACAAACCAAAGAGUACAAGCGGGGCACAUUGAAACGGGUCAAGCUACCCCAGCAAGAUACCCCCCGAGAGAUCGUAGACGUGCAAAGAAAAGGCCUGGAGUCAUCCGAAGCAGUUGUGGACGGUCCUGAACUGCCCACUCCGCCCACCAUUGUGGUUCCGGAGACCGCCCAGCCCAUGGAACAGAUCAGCCCACCCACGUCCAUGUCUGUUGCAGAGCCGGUUCUUGCGCAGUUGCGCGCAGCCCCCAUGCCCAACCUCCAACCCGCCAAUAAUACUCAAGAUGCCCGGACCGACUUCGAAAAAUAUGUCGACGAUACCGCACGGAGAGAGGAACGGUCCACUGAAGAGCGGUCCACUGAAGAGCAGUCCGCUGAAGAGCAGUCGACUCUGAAACCACCUCCUAAAGACUCACCUCCCGCCGACGCCGUGCGCUCGCGCUCUUCAUCCAAUUCCAACUCGCAAUCAUAUUUCAACCCAAUGGGUUUGCAGCGCGCAGACUCAAUUUACUCUUUCUCCCGUGCAUCCUUCAGUAACCAGCUCUCGCAGCUGACCUCCAUUCCUCUCCCACAACCAGCCUCGCUCGAGGCCAGCAUUGAAAACAUUGCCACGGCGUUGUCUGCAGUGCGGGCCUUGAACGGCGCUGCAGAGCAAAUUCAAAUCUGGAUCAAGAAGGCCUCAGAUGUGCUGAACGGCUUAGAUUCUGAAGACGACGUGGAAUGGGCUGCGGCUGGUGGCCGGGAAGGGCUAGACGAAGUCGAUAAAGCCAUCACGCGGUUCGAGUGCCUGGUCAAUGUGUACGUUAGGGCUAUUGAGAAUGUCCAACUUCGAGACGACAUCGCCACCGUGGACGUGGACAACUUAAAGACUAUUGUGAGCCAGAUGGAAAGCAUUCUGCAAAACUGGACUCAGAUCAAGACAAAGCUGAAAGGCAUUAAGGAACAGGUUGAAUUGGCAAUGGAGUGGGAAGAGCUUUGGUCGAACGUGUUGGGCGAUGUGGGUGUGGAAAUUGACAACUUGAGCGGGCUGAUAUUUGAGAUGGAAGAAAAGCGACAUCAGGCGUUAAUGGACACGAGCGAUACCAGCGGUGGCCUUGACAUCAAUGAGCUGGAGACGAUCGUGGAAGAGUCUCCUGCGAAGGCCCGUGGACAUACGCAAAACCGUCUGAGUAUUGGGCCUCUCUUGACCUCGACAUCUGGCACCCCCGUUAUCAAAACACCGCAGGAUGACACCAGUCACUCUAACCUCAUGGCUAUCUUUGCUCGUAUGCAGCCCUUGAAGGCAUCCUUGGAGUUUUUGCCCAUGCGACUAUCAAUGUUCCAAGGACGUGCUGAAAACAUUUUCCCGAGCGCAUGUGAGGAGAUUGAGGACCGGCGAAAUCAGUUGGAGAAGAGCUACAAAGUUCUUGAGACCGAUGCUGAAGCUCUCCUGAAAGAGUUGGCAGAAGACAAGUGGAUCCUGGUUUUCCGCAAUGCCGGAGCUCAGGCACAAAAGAUGUUUCUAUCGGUUGAACGUAGCAUCGGAAAGCUUCAAGACGGUCUGGAAACUGGCAUGCAGGUGCACAACCCUUCAUCUCUAACCAAGCUCAUUGAAAACUACGAGGCGAAGAAAAUGCAUUAUGUUCCUGCUAUUGAGCGUGUGGUCUCCAUCAUUCAAAAGGGUAUUAACGACCGAUUGACUGUCAACGGGGAGAUUCUUCGUCUGCUAUCUGACAUGACAUCCCGAACGGAUGCCCUCAAGGCCAGCACCAAGGUAAUGGAUACAUCACUCGAAGACCUGCACAUUACCAAGGGCCACCAGCUACGCGACUCGAUCUCCAGCAUCCUCACAGUGGACAGUCCAGCCACAGGCAGUGCCAUCGAGACCCCAGGAAGCUCGCCUGCGUCGUCCGUCGUCAUGGCCGGCAACGGAUGCAAGCGCGCCUCAACCCCCAUGGGCAACUCCGGCCGUCGCGACAGUUCAGUCAGCAGUUCCACAGCCCGCUCGACUAUGCCCCCAAACCGUCGUUAUUCUAGCUUGCCGCAGGCUACAGCGACUCACACCGGUCGAAAGUCCUCCAUUCCCCAACCCACGGGCUUGGUGUCUCCAACCCCAUCCCACAGGUCCUCAAGCUUUUUCACACCGACCCCUGCUCGUUCUCGUACCCCAGCGCCGCCAUCUACAAUUUCUAAUCGCCCGCGCUGGAACGCCAGUACGAACUUGAAUGACCUUUACAACUCGAGCUUGCGGAAGUCCUCCGCACCAGUCGCCCGCACAUCCCGGCCAUCAUCUACAAUGUCCUUCUCCAAUUCUCUCCGACGAGAGACAUCUGCAUCUCCGAUUUCCGGCGGUUUUCGAUCAGCCAGUCGCGUCUCGAGCCGCUUUGGUUCUCGGAGUCCCCAUCGGAACAUGCUAUCUCCCACACCAUCGCGGUCCUCGCUCCUCGACCCACCUCCGUACAGCGGGCUCCAUCGACCAGCAGGGAUGUCAAGCACACCUCGCAGUCGGCAGAGCUUUGCGGGCCCGUCCACAACUUUCAGUCGCAGUGUGUCAGGAGCCCCAGGUGGGAUGGAGAGCCCAAGAAAAUCCUCACGGCCAGGUACAUCGCUAGGCCAUUCUAGCGGCCGGCGAGCCAGUCUACUCCCGCUUCCUAAGCGAACGGAGAAGGAGCAGGCAAAGCCGGUGGAUUCGCGUCCACGGUGGCGCCACAACUAA